Molecule: messenger RNA, 5871 nt
Organism: Dunckerocampus dactyliophorus (ringed pipefish)
Lineage: Eukaryota; Metazoa; Chordata; Actinopteri; Syngnathiformes; Syngnathidae
Gene: lamb1b
Product: laminin, beta 1b
Exons: 34
Coding region: 127-5577 (1816 amino acids)
Biological process (GO): substrate adhesion-dependent cell spreading; basement membrane assembly; cell migration
Cellular component (GO): laminin trimer
Molecular function (GO): integrin binding; extracellular matrix structural constituent
Source: RefSeq, a predicted model, not a curated record
UGCUUCAAGUGAAGGCUUUAUUUAGGACCUGUUAUCUGUCAGCUGAGUUAGCAAGAAGAAGACAUUCGACCAAACAAACGCCACCGGGGCGCGCCCUGCUGACGCCUGGGAGGAGCCGCUGUUGGGAUGAAGCUGACUCUUCUCAGGAAAACUCCCACCGCCUCUUUGACUUUCCCACAGGAGCUCACAGGGAGUCAUCAACACUCUGCCACGGGCUGUCAGUGCUCCGACAUGUCGCUCCUCAUCCGCUUCUGGACCGCUUUAGCGGUGCUGUGGUGCCCUGCUUGGACGCUGGUGCCCGAGAUGGUGGACGUGUGCACGGAGGGCAGCUGCUACCCGGCCACGGGGGACCUGCUCAUCGGCCGGGCCCACAAACUCAUCACCUCGUCCACCUGUGGCCUGCAGGAGCCUGAGACCUUCUGCAUCGUGGGACACCUGGAGGAGGAGACCAAGUGCUUCCAGUGCGACUCCAGGGACGCCUACGACCAGGACGUCAACCCCCUCAGCCACGCCAUCGAGAACGUGGUCACCACCUUUGCCCCCAACCGCCUCAAGACCUGGUGGCAGUCCGACAACGGUGUGGAGAACGUGACCAUCCAGCUGGACCUGGAGGCCGAGUUCCACUUCACACACCUCAUCAUGACCUUCAAGACGUUCCGCCCCGCCGCCAUGGUGAUCGAACGCUCCAUGGACUUCGGGAAGACGUGGCAGGUUUACCGAUACUUCGCCUACGACUGCCAGGCCGCCUUCCCCGGCGUGUCUCCGGGGCCGAUGGUCAAGGUGGAUGACAUCAUCUGUGACUCGCGCUACUCUGACAUCGAACCCUCCACCGAGGGAGAGGUGAUCUUCCGGGUGCUGGAUCCCGCCUUUGAGAUCGAGGACCCCUACAGCUUGAGGAUCCAAAACAUGCUGAAGAUCACCAACCUGCGCGUCAACUUCCUGAAGCUUCACACCCUGGGUGACAACCUUUUGGACUCGCGCAAGGAAGUGACGGAGAAGUACUACUACGCGCUCUAUGACAUGGUCGUCCGCGGAAACUGCUUCUGCUACGGCCACGCCUCUGAGUGCGCCCCCAUCGACGGAGCGCCUACGGGGGCCGAGGGAAUGGUCCAUGGGCGCUGCGUGUGCAACCACAACACCGAGGGCCUGAACUGCGAGCGGUGUCGGGACUUCCACCACGACCACCCCUGGAGACCUGCCGAGGGCCGCAACACGCACGCUUGCAAGAGGUGCGAGUGUAACCAGCACUCCGCUUCCUGUCACUUUGACAUGGCCGUCUACAUGACUACGGGUAACGCGAGCGGGGGCGUGUGCGACGACUGUCAGCACAACACGGUGGGCCGCCAGUGCGAGCAGUGCGCGCCUUUCUUCUACCAGCACCCCAACCGGGACCUGAGGGACCCCAACGUCUGCCAGCCCUGUAACUGCGACCCGACCGGCUCCCUGCAGGGGGGGCUUUGCGACUCCAGGACCGACGUGGCCUCCGGCCUCAUCUCAGGCCAGUGUCGCUGCAAGGCCAAUGUGGAGGGCGAGCGCUGUGACCACUGUAGACACGGCCACUACGGGCUGGGACAGGGCCCAGAAGGAUGCCUGGCUUGUACCUGCAGCCUGCUGGGAACGUUGCCAGGAGGCAACUCCUGCGAUUCCGAGUCAGGACGCUGCUUCUGCAAGCGGCUUGUCAGCGGUCAUCAUUGCGAUCAGUGUCUGCCGCAGCACUGGGGCCUGUCCAACGACAUGGAUGGAUGCAGACCAUGUGACUGCGACCAGGGCGGUGCGCUAAACAAUAACUGCGACGCGCAGUCCGGGCAGUGCGUGUGCAGGGAGCACAUGUUCGGACGGCGCUGCGACCAGCUCGAGUCCGGCUUCUACUUCAUCGCUCUGGACCACUACACCUACGAGGCUGAGGACGCCAACCACGGGCCUGGUGUGACGGUGGUCCAAAGACCUUACCCUCUUGAUCGCAGCCCCACGUGGACUGGCAUGGGUUUUGUUAACGUACCAGAGGGAGCCUACUUAGAGUUCGACAUCAACAACAUCCCAGAGUCCAUGGACUAUGACGUCCUAAUCCGCUACGAGCCUCAGCUUCCAGAGCAGUGGGAGCAGGUCAACGUCCGAGUGCAGCGACCAGUCUUCAACCCUCCCGACUAUUCUGGUCACUGCGGCGGUUCUGUCGGCGGCGGAGACGAGCAGUAUGUCUCUCUGCCGCCCGGCUCGAGACACGUGCUGCUGCCCAGGCCCGUGUGCUUCGAGAAGGGGCACAACUACACGGUGCGCCUCAGCCUGCCGCUCUACUCGACUUACAGUGACAUGCAGAGCCCGUACACGCUCAUCGACUCUCUGGUGUUGAUGCCCCGGGUCAGGGAACUGGACAUGUUCCACGGGACAGACGGCGACGGAGCAUGGGACACCUUCCAGCGCUACCGCUGCCUGGAGAGCAGCCAGAGCGUGGUCAAGAGCCCCAUGACGGACAUCUGCAACGACUACAUCUUUAGCGUCUCGGCGCUGCUGCACAAAGGAGCCAUGCCAUGCCAGUGUGAUCCGCAAGGUUCCAUCAGCUCCGUGUGCGAGCCCAGCGGAGGCCAGUGUCGCUGUCGGCCCAACGUGGUCGGCAGGAACUGCGACCACUGCGCCCCCGCCACCUUCCUCUUCAGCCCUGCUGGGUGCAGGCCUUGUGACUGUGACCCCCGAGGAUCGGUGAGCGCCCUAUGCCAUGAAGCAACAGGACAGUGCACAUGUGUGCCCGGGGCCACGGGACGCCAGUGUUCCCACUGCCUGCCGGGCUUCUGGGGGUUCCCUCACUGCCGGCCAUGCCACUGCAACGGCCACAGCGAGGUCUGUCAUCCUGUGACCGGAGAGUGUCAGGGAUGCAGGGACUUGACCACCGGACACUACUGUGAGAGGUGUUUGGAUGGUUACCACGGUGAUCCAGAGCUGGGGUCAGGCGGACACUGUCGCCCCUGUUUGUGCCCCGACGGCCCUCACAGUGCACGGCAGUUUGCAGACAGCUGCUACAUGGCAGACACUACCAACCAGCUGGUGUGUGUGUGCAGCCCUGGCUACAAAGGCGCCAGGUGUGACGAGUGCGCCCCAGGCCACUUUGGGAACCCCCUGUUGCCCGGCGGACGCUGCCUGCCGUGCCAGUGCAAUGGCAACAUCGACAUGCAGAACCCGGGCUCCUGCGACUCUCGGACUGGCGCGUGCCUCAGGUGCCUGUACCACACGGACGGCUACGCCUGCCAGCACUGCAAACCGGGUUACUAUGGCGAUGCUGCCGCUCAAAGCUGCAGGAAGUGCAUGUGCCAGCCGGAGGGAACGGCGCAGCACGCGUGCUCCACGCCGGGCGAGUGUCAGUGUGACCAGCGCAGCGGGCAGUGCCCCUGCCUGCCCAACGUGGUGGGACAAAACUGCGAGCGCUGCGCCGAGGACACGUGGAACAUGGCGAGCGGGGAGGGCUGCCAGCGCUGUGACUGCGACCCGGUCCAUUCCUUCAGCCCCUCCUGCCAUGAGGUCACGGGACGCUGCUCGUGUAAACCGGGUUUUGGCGGCAGGACGUGCCGGGAAUGCAGGGAGCUCUUCUGGGGGGAUCCGGAAGUCAAAUGCUACGCGUGUGACUGUGACCCGCGGGGUAUCUCCAGCGGCCAGUGCCAUCGCGCCAGCGGACACUGCACCUGCGUGGAGGGAGUGUCGGGCCCACGCUGUGACACGUGCGCGCGGGGCUACCAGGGCGAGUUCCCCGACUGCCAACCUUGCCACGAGUGCUUCGCCACGUGGGACAGGGUGGUGGGCGAGCUGAGCAACCAAACGCAGCGUCUGGAGGCCAAGGUGACGGAGCUGCGGACCAGCGGCGUGACGGCGCCCUACAAGGACUUAGUCGGCAGCCUGGAGACCAACGCCAAGGCGGUCAGGGAGAUCGUGGAGAGUAACCCUGCGGCCGUCAGGCUGGAGGAGAUCCAGGAGCUGACGCAGCAGAUCACCGGCCUCUCGUCCUACCUGAGCGGGAGACUCAACACUACAGAGGAGACCUUGACUGACCUCCAGAAUGACGCCAAUGCCACAGAUUCAAAUGUGGACGAGGUCACGGAGGAGGUGAAGCUGCUGGACCGGCGCGUGCAGGAGCUGAGGCAGCAGGUGUACGACGCCAAAAACGCCAACUUCCAGGGUGCCAUGGACACCAUCAUCGAGGCAAACGAGGAGUCGCUGUUGGCGGAAAUCCACGUCAACGCCUCCAGCGGCGAUCCCGGCAACACGGCGGCGCAGUCGGCGGCGCUUCGCAAGGCGACAGAAGACAAGCUGAGCAGCAGCCAGAGGGAGUUUGACCGCAGACACCACAGAAAUGCACAGAAGAUGGACAAGCUCAACAAGGAGCUGGAGACCUUUGACCUUUCACCUCUUAGCCAAAAGACGUGCGGCGGUGCAGCUGAAGGUGACGAGUGCCCCGGCUCCCCGUGCGGCGGCCUGGGCUGCUCGGAUGAGGGCGGAGCAUUCCAGUGUGGCGGGAACGGAUGCGAAGGAGCCGUGGCCGCCUCGCAAGCUGCUCUCAAGUCAGCCAAGGACCUCGAUAAGGAAAUCCUGGCCGCCAUGCAGGAGGUGGACAAGCUCUCCAGGAUGGUGUGGGAGGCCAGCAACCGAGCGAGGGAGGCCAAAGCAAACGCUCAGGAAGUGCUGAUGAAAUCCAACCAGAGCAAGGAGAGAGUGGAGCAGAGCAACCAGCAACUGCGCAGCCUCAUCAAGGACAUCCGAGACCUCCUCACUAACGAACGUGCCAACGUGUCGGUGAUUGAGGCGGUGGCCAACCAGGUGUUAGCCCUGGAGAUGCCCGCAUCCACGGAGAAGCUGCAGGAGCUGACGAGGGAAAUCAAGGAGAAGGUGGGCGCUCUCACCACCGUGGAGACCAUCCUCAGUCAGAGCGCCCGAGACAUCCGAGCUGCAGAGGAGCUGCUGAGGCAGGCCGAGGCCGCCAGUAAGGGGGCGUCCGACCUGAAGGAGACGUCAGACGCGCUACGGACGGCACUGAACGAGACUGAGCGUGCUCAGAGCGUCGCCAUGGACGCCGUCCAGCUGGCCCAGAACAACACCAAGGGAACCCUGGACCUGCUGCUUUCGGUGGAGAACGAGACGGCGGCGUGGAAGCUGCGGCUGGGCAACAUGACCGACCGGCUGCUCCGGCUGGAGCGCCAGGUGGGCCUGCUGCGGCAGAACGAGCUGGAGGUCAGCAGCCUGGCGGAGACGGCCGACCGGAUCAGCCAGCGGGCCGAGACGGACGCAGAGGAGGCCCGGCAGGAGUUUGAGACGGAGGUGAAAGACAAACUGGAGGAGGUGGAGGACCUGCUGGAGGACAAAGGAGAGUCGGUGCUGCAGGCGAGGAAACGAGCGGACGAGCUGCAGCAGGAGGCCACGGAGCUCCUGGCUCAGAGCAGCAGUAAACUGCAGAGACUACAAGAGCUGGAGAGUUCCUACGAGGCCAACCAGGGCAUCCUGGAGGCCAAAGCGGCCGAGCUGGCCAAGCUGGAGGUGACGGCCCGCCGCAUCCUGGAGGAGAUCAGCUACAAGGUGACGCUGUACAGCACCUGCUUGUAGGGCGCGGCCGUCAAAGAUAGCCGUGUUGAAUCAGGGGCGUCGUGGAGGGAACCAGACAGACCUCGCUGCCACAAAAGCCAACAAUAAAGUUGACUUUUUUCCCUGAGUGCAUGUGUGCGUGUAUGGAGCACAAAGGUGGCGUACUAACACAUCAAAUGCUACACUAUUUCCAAAAAUGCAUAUAUUGUCUUUCAUGUCACUCUGUCACAAUAUUACAGCUUUUUUUUUAACUGACUGCAACCACACACACACACACACAAAGGACGUCUUUCAAAAUAAAAGCAUGUCUUUGGA